GAGGAUACUUGGCGUCUGGUCUCUGCGAUUUUUUCCUUUAUGCUCGCGUGAAUCUGAGUAUUCCCCAUGGAUUGCCUGGGCUUUUCCCGUUUCAUACCCUAUGUUGUGGCAUAUAGAUGUAUCAUUUUUUCGCUCCCCUCCGUUUAUAUUUCGAUUCUUUCAUUUUAUUCUCUUCCACAUACCCCUAUUGUUUGUGUUGCUUUACACAUCACAUCAACGCCAGUCUCUAUUACGUGGUCCGCGCUAGACGCGAGAAAUAUCUGGGCAUAGCGUUUCUCCCCAGUUUCACGUUCCCGUCUUCUUUUUCUUGUGUUGUGCUAUUACCUAUCUUGCCUCUUUCCUUGUACAUUUCGUGUACGGCCAUUUGAUAUCUCACCCUCUUCCCCCAUGUGGGAGAAACACAGCAUUUGCAGGGCUACCGAUUCAUUGGUCAUGUCA
This is a messenger RNA of Talaromyces proteolyticus, 438 nucleotides long. RefSeq lists its product as uncharacterized. The record is from RefSeq and is a predicted model, not a curated record. The transcript has a single exon. Bases 117 to 368 code for a protein of 83 amino acids. NCBI's taxonomy places the organism in Eukaryota, Fungi, Ascomycota, Eurotiomycetes, Eurotiales, Trichocomaceae.